CAUUAGCAAUCGCCGACAGGCCCAUGGCCAAUAUAAAUCCCCCGUCGUAUGACGCUGGCUGUCGCUCUUGAUCUAUAAAACUGUCUUUUUCUCUUUCUUCUUUUUCUUGUACAGAUCACUAUUCCUCCUCAAUCAACAUGGCGACUCAUCGUUUCGAUCCCAAUUUCACCAACAAUGUCAUCAACGCAAUGGGGCCCAAGACGGAGCCCCGGUUCCGCAAGCUCAUGGCCGGCUUGAUCCAGCAUGUCCAUGACUUUGCCCGGGAGAACGAGCUGACCGUCGACGAGUGGAUGGCGGGCGUCAAACUCCUGAACUGGGCAGGGCAGAUGAGCGACAACGUCCGCAACGAGGGCCAGCUUGUAUGUGAUGUGAUUGGAUUGGAAUCUCUCGUUGAUGAAAUCACUUUCAAGCUCGCCGAAGAAGCCGCAGACGCUCCCACCGCGACGGCAAUCCUUGGCCCCUUCUUCCGCGCCGACACACCCUUCCGUAACAACGGGGACAGCAUUGUCGUGACCAGCGCCAAGGGGGGUGAGAUGGCGUUUAUGCACGGCCAGGUGAUGGACUUUGUCACCAAGAAGCCCCUUGUGGGAGCCACCGUCGAGGUGUGGCAGGCCUCCACCAACGGGCUAUACGAGCAGCAGGACCCGGAACAGAUCGAGUUCAACCUGCGUGGCAAGUUUCGCACGGACGAGGAGGGGCACUACUCAUUCUACUGCUUACGGCCGACGCCUUAUCCUGUUCCUUAUGAUGGACCUGCUGGAAAGCUCCUUCAGCUCAUGGACAGACACCCGUUCCGCCCUGCUCAUAUCCACAUCAUUGCUACGUAUGAAGGGUACAGGCCGCUCACGACGCAAAUCUUCGACCGCAAAGACCCUUACCUGACCAACGACUCGGUCUUUGCCGUCAAGGACUCGUUGAUUGUCGAUUUUGUGCCGCGACAGGGUGAUCCUCAAGCUGGCCUUGAGCUGACCUAUGAUGUGAGACUAGCCCGUGCAUAGUUUUAGAAUGUAUAUAAAAUAAAAGUAUCAAGAUUUCAUCC
This is a messenger RNA of Penicilliopsis zonata CBS 506.65, 1039 nucleotides long. RefSeq lists its product as hypothetical. The record is from RefSeq and is a predicted model, not a curated record. Gene Ontology annotation, biological process: catechol-containing compound metabolic process. NCBI's taxonomy places the organism in Eukaryota, Fungi, Ascomycota, Eurotiomycetes, Eurotiales, Aspergillaceae. Gene Ontology annotation, molecular function: catechol 1,2-dioxygenase activity; ferric iron binding. Bases 138 to 998 code for a protein of 286 amino acids. The transcript is spliced from 4 exons.